Messenger RNA from Cyclocybe aegerita, 4632 nucleotides. NCBI's taxonomy places the organism in Eukaryota, Fungi, Basidiomycota, Agaricomycetes, Agaricales, Hemipholiotaceae. The record is from the annotation of a GenBank genome assembly.
AUGAAUCCACCUCCUCAGGGCGAACAAUCCCGUCUCACAGACAUUCAGGAAGGGAUAGAGACCAGUUCUUUUCCGACUUCUGCAUCACCUGGUCAACUUCCCGAAAAUGUUGCCAAUUGCCCCGAACGAGACUUGCGUUGCCUAUCGUUCUAUGCCCCUCCUCCAAUAGAACGACAUCCCUCCCCACCAACAGCCUCUCUACGACCGCUGUACGCGAGAGGACGAUCACAUUCCGUCGUGUCUGUCGACUUUUUCGAUCCGCAGGGUGUUCGACAGCUGUCGAGAACGCUGAGCCGCCAGAGCCAACAGACUCAGAGCAGCCAUCACACCGCAGCACCGUCAACCAUUUCUGAAGACGCGUCUUCAGAUUCCGAGGUUACCCUACCUGCCGGUGGAGACAAGCCAGUGGAUUUUGCCAAGAUUCUUCGUUAUGUCCUCAGAAGACGUGACGAGGAGGAUAUCAAGUCUCGUUAUCUAGGCGUUGUGUUCGAGAAUCUGCGGGUCGUUGGGUUGGGAGCUUCUGCUAGUUUUCAACCGACGCUGGGCUCAUUUCUCAAUCCUCUCAACCUUAUCUCACAAAUAAAAACCUUGCGACAUCCACCUCUGAGAACGAUCCUGAAUGGCUUCACUGGAGUUGUUCGCCCCGGGGAAAUGCUUUUGGUCCUUGGACGUCCAGGAUCAGGUUGCACCACUCUUCUGAAGGUCCUCGCCAAUCUACGUUCGGAAUACCACUCAGUCGAAGGAGAUGUCUUUUACGACUCGCUCACGUCGGCACAGGUCGCUCAACGUUAUCGUGGUGAUGUUCAGUACUGCCCCGAAGACGACGUCCACUUCCCAACUUUGACUGUGGACCAGACUCUGCAUUUUGCUACCAAGACACGAGCUCCUCAAACACGUAUUGACGAGACCUCAAGGGUUGAUUAUUCUCGUCGGGUAACGGAUAUCCUGAUGACUAUUUUUGGCCUCAACCAUGUAAAAGAUACGCCUGUUGGAGACGCCUCCAUUCGUGGAGUGAGUGGCGGGGAGAAGAAGCGAGUCUCAAUAAGCGAAACUCUUGCGACUCGAAGUUUGAUAACUUCCUGGGACAAUUCGACCCGGGGCCUCGACUCGAGCACUGCUCUGGAGUUUGUCCGCGCCUUACGAAUCGCCACGGAUCUGUGCAAGAAUACAACCCUUGUCUCCAUUUACCAAGCCGGAGAGUCUCUUUAUGAGAUUUUCGACAAAGUCUGCCUCGUUUACGAAGGCAGAGAGGUGUACUAUGGACCCGCCAAUAUGGCACGACAGUACUUCAUCGAUAUGGGCUACGUUCCAGCUCCGAGGCAGACGACACCAGAUUUCCUUGUUUCCGUGACGGACAAGCUAGGUCGGGUCAUGAUCAAAGACGAGGACGACACAAGAAGUCAGGAAGCGGGGAGCCCCCCAAUACCGCAGACUGCCGCCGAGUUUGAGCAAUAUUUCAAGGAGUCGGAGGUCAUGAAGAUGAACCUAGAGGAUAUUGCGGCCUACAAAGCUGAUAACGUGGACAAACGCGAGAAGGUAGACUCUUAUCAUGCGAGUGCCAAAGGAGAACAAGCUCGCCAUACUCGAACCCGAAGCCCGUACAUGAUUUCGAUCCCCAUGCAAGUGCGAAUAGUGAUGCUCCGACGGAUCCAGAUCAUGAAAGGCAAUCUCACAGCUCAGGCCCUACAGACGUUCACGUUUGUAAUGCAGGCCGUUAUUCUUGGUACUCUCUUCAUCAAGAUACCUGAUUCUACCUCUGCCUACUUCUCUCGCGGCGGUGUUCUCUUCUUCUCCGUGUUUGCCCCGUCGCUGUUUAGUUCAUCCGAAAUACCUGCAUUGUUCGCACAGCGACCUAUACUUUCGCGACAUCAAAAAGCUGCGAUGUACCAUCCGAUGAUUGAGGCUCUGGCUUUGACCAUUGUCGACAUUCCUUUCACGCUGGUCACGGUGAUCCUCUUCACUGUCAUCAUCUACUUUGUCGUUCAGCUUCAGCAAACGGCUGCCCAGUUCUUCACAUUCUUCGUGUUCAUCCUAGCAAUCUGCCUCGUCAUGAAGGCUUUCUUCCGUGGAUUAGCGGCUGCAUUUCGGGACGAAGCACCAGCACAGGCUGUAGCUGGUGUAAUGCUGCUCCUACUGUCCUUGUAUACAGGCUACCAGAUUCCACGACCGUCAAUGAUUGGUGCUCUUCGGUGGAUAUCAUAUAUAAAUCCUGUCCUGUAUUCCUUCAGCGGUAUCAUGACGAACGAGUUCCACACUCUGGACGGCGAAUGCUCAAACCUUGUACCCUCUGGACCCGGCUAUGAGGGCAUAUCUCUCAGCAAUCAAGUCUGUACGGUAGUGGGAUCCCAGCCAGGGCAGAGCACAGUAACCGGAAACAUUUAUCUCGCACUGUCAUUCGAAUAUUACUACAGCGACUUGUGGCGGAAUUUCGGUAUAAUCAUUGCCUUCGGAGUCUUCUUCAUGCUCUGCUUGUUGAUCUUCACGGAAUUCAACACCGGCCUGUCCGGAGAAAGCUCUGUUUUGUUGUUCAAGCGAGGCUCAAAAGCUCAAGUCGUCAAAGAGGCCGAAGCUACGACCACUUCACGACCCGACGAAGAGAAAACACAGAUACCUGAUCAGCCAACCUCUGUCAACAGCGAGGAGGAGGAGGAACGGAUGAAGAAGGCGCUUGCCGAUCAACCGAAGAUGAAAGACGUGUUCACUUGGUCUAAUCUGAGCUAUGUCGUCCCCGUUACCGGCGGAGACCGCAAACUUCUGGAUGAGGUUUCUGGAUAUGUUGCUCCUGGGAAGCUGACUGCUCUGAUGGGCGCCUCUGGCGCUGGAAAGACCACUCUUCUGAAUGUUCUUGCCGAACGAGUCAACACGGGGGUUGUUACUGGUCAUCGUUUCUUCAAUGGACAAGGCCUUCCAGCGGAUUUUCAGGCACAAACAGGGUAUUGUCAGCAAAUGGACACCCAUGUAUCGCUUCAAACUGUUCGCGAGGCUUUGCGAUUUUCAGCUCGAUUGCGACAGCCUGCCUCUGUGCCGACGUCAGAAAAGGAUGCCUAUGCCGAAAAGUGUUUGGAAAUGUGCGGAUUGGAGCCCUUUGCAGACGCUAUCGUUGGUUCUCUGGGAGUUGAGCAAAAGAAGCGGACGACAAUAGCUGUUGAAUUGGCUGCAAAGCCGAAAUUACUCCUAUUCCUGGACGAACCAACUUCUGGCUUGGACUCUCAAAGCGCCUGGGCAAUUAUGUCUUUCCUACGCAGUCUUGCCGACAACGGCCAGGCUAUUUUGUGCACCAUACACCAGCCUUCAGCCGAGCUCUUUUCGGUUUUCGAUAGGUUACUUCUUCUGCGGAAAGGUGGCCAAACUGUAUACUUUGGCGAGGUUGGCGAUAGUGCACAGACCAUAAUCGAUUACUUCGAAGCCAAUAGUGCUCGGAAGUGCAAGUCUGGAGAGAAUCCGGCCGAAUAUAUGCUGGACGUAAUUGGUGCCGGUGCUACUGCGACGACCGACGUUAAUUGGCGUGAAGUAUGGCUGAAUUCAAACGAGUCCAAGGAAGCCACCACGUCGAUCGAAAAGAUACAUCAACAGGGAAGAAACUUGCCCCCUGUGGAUUCAACAUUUAAGAGCCAGUUCGCCACCUCUUGGGCUUACCAGACUCGCGCGCUUCUCAAACGACAGUAUUUGUCCUAUUGGCGCAACCCGACAUAUCUCAUGUCCAAAAUGUCGUUGAACAUCAUCGGAGGGCUUUUGAUUGGCUUUACCUUCUUCAAAUCGAAGGAUACCCUUCAGGGCAAUCAGAACAAGCUUUUCGCAAUCUUUAUGGGAACGAUCCUGAGCGCCCCUCUUGGACAACAACUUCACGUACCCUAUAUCAGUUCCCGAAAUAUCUACGAGAUUCGGGAACGCGAAAGUCGAAUGUACCAUUGGUCCGCUUUAACCACCGCACAGAUACUGGUUGAGAUUCCGUGGAACGUCCUUGGAUCCACACUCUUCUUCUUGUGCUGGUACUGGACCGUCGGAUUCGCCAGCGACCGCGGUGGAUACACCUACUUAAUGUAUGGUGUCUCGUUCCCUCUCUACUACACGACGAUUGCUUUGGCUGUGGCAUCCAUGAGCCCGACUGCCGAGAUCGCUGGACUCAUGUUCUCCUUCCUAUUCUCUUUUGUAUUGACCUUUAAUGGUGUCUUACAACCUUACUCGCAACUCGGCUGGUGGAGGUGGAUGUACCAUUUAUCACCAUUCACGUAUCUCAUUGGAGGCAUUCUGGGUCAAGCUAUUGGAGAGCAGCCUAUCAAUUGCUCGUCGACAGAACUCGUUACUGUCGAACCACCAUUCGGUCAGACCUGUGGAGCAUACAUGGCCCAAUACAUCUCUUCUCGAGGAGGAUACCUCGCAAAUCCUAAUGCAUCAAGUGGCUGCUUGUUUUGCUCUAGUCGGACAACGGACGAAUGGAUGGGCCCAACGUUUAAUAUUUUCUACAGCCAGCAUUGGCGGAACUUUGGCAUUUUCUGCGCAUAUAUCGUCUUCAACUUCUGCGCGGUGUAUAUCGCGACGUACCUUGUCCGGGUCCGUUCGCAUCGCCGGGGUGGUGGUCACGUAGCCCAAAAAGUCUCCGAGCUCUGGGACAAAUUCAAGAAAUCGUCUUGA